Salvia hispanica is the source of this 1564-nucleotide messenger RNA. Its product is annotated as tRNA/rRNA methyltransferase (SpoU) family protein. The record is from RefSeq and is a predicted model, not a curated record. NCBI's taxonomy places the organism in Eukaryota, Viridiplantae, Streptophyta, Magnoliopsida, Lamiales, Lamiaceae. Gene Ontology annotation, molecular function: RNA methyltransferase activity; RNA binding. Gene Ontology annotation, biological process: tRNA guanine ribose methylation.
CGCUUAUGCCAAUGUAAUGAACUCAAUUCAUCAUCUCUCUCGUCUGCAAAUGAACUCCUGCAAAACCCUAAUUCGUGCUACAUUAUCAUGUCUAGAUUUUCGAGCUGGAAUCCCAAAUUCAACUACGCGACGCCAUUUUCCCGUAUCUCUUUCAGCUCGUCCAGGGCUGAGAAUCAAAUCACACAGCUCCUUUUCGAUUUCUAGAAGUUACGGUAGUCUGGCAACUGCUAUUACUUCAGAAAUUUCUGAUUUUACAGAGGGAAUUGUAGCUCAGAGUGUUGAUUUAGAUACGCCAGAAGAUUUAUGUAAGGAUAGGGUGGCGGAACUACUGUCCAACAACAAGGAUGAUGUUGCAAACUUGAUGAAAAUGGAGCGUCGUGUGGGAAAUGGUGAGGAGAGGAGGAAGCGCUGGUUUCCUUAUUUGGAUAAAUGUAAAGCUGAGGACGCAUACCUGAGCAGCAGUGAGGUUCUGGAAGCGGUAGAUCCGUUUAUUAUGGACCCGAGGAAGGAGAAGUUUAGGAAUGCAGUGAAUAAUAGGAGUUACUCUGUGUGUUUAGUGGUUGAGGGAUUGAGUGACUUUGGGAAUGUUUCGGCUGCUUUUAGGUCUGCGGAUGCUCUUGGGAUUCAGUCGGUCCAUGUCGUGUCGUUUGACAGCUCCAGAAGGUACAGAGACAACCGCCAUGUCAGCAUGGGAGCCGAAAAAUGGUUGGACAUUGAAUUGUGGAACUCGAUCAGUGAGUGCUUCGAAGUUCUGAAAGCGCGUGGCUAUAGAAUUGCCACAACACACCUGGGGGUGGAAUCGGUUUCCGUCUAUGAUGUGGAUUGGUCUUGUCCGACUGCAAUAGUUGUUGGAAAUGAACUUAAUGGGAUAAGCAAAGAGGCUCUUGAGCUAUCAGAUUUACACUGCUCUAUCCCGAUGAGAGGCAUGGUAGACUCAUUCAAUGUUUCAGUAGCUGCUGGACUUCUGAUGCACCAUGCUGUAUGUGACAGGACUUCCCGCAUGGGUUGCCAUGGGGACUUAGCAGAGGACGAGCGCCAAAUUCUCCUUGCUGAGUUUUACCUCCGCCACAACAAAAACUCCACCAGAAUUGCGAAUGAAUAUUCCAGGAGGAAGUUAGCCAUGCAAUCAAAACUCUGAAAGGACAGCGUUAAAACUUGCAGAUCGGUAGUGAAGAAAUGUUGCAAAUCAUGAUGCACAGUUCUUCAACCGGUACAAAGCUCGUCUUUUGGUUUCAUGACUCUUGCGUUGUUGUAGAAACACAUGGUGGCAAGUUGGUGAACAGUGCUAAGUUGAAUCAAGGUAAAACCAUUACAGAAACGAAGCUGAGCUGAGAUUUUUGGCGGAGCACCAUAAUUGCCUUGGAAUAUUGAUAGCCAUGCCACAUUGCCAGUUAUAUAUCAAAGCUGAAAGCCUCAAAACCAUAAUUGUUGAGUAGAAAACAGAAUCUCCAGCAUCUAAAAGAUACUAGUUUGUAUUUUACACACUUUGGCUAAGUAGCUUGUGAGAUUUCAUUUGAUAUUGUUGUAGCUAUAAUUUAUGUAAUAUAAGGCUCUCUUGCCCCCA